CCUCUCCCCCUGGCUAUCCUCUGCAGGGCGCUGAUCCCAGGAACGGGCACCCAGAGCCUGGAGCUGAGGGGAUGGAGCCCCAAGGAACCCCUGACGGUGCCCCUGGCCCGAGUGACCGGCAUAAGAGGAGGAGCCGGCAGCACCAGCGGUUCAUGGCACGCAAGACCCUGCUGCAAGAGCAGGGGCUGUUAAGCCUGCCCGUCAAGCUGAAGCCUGCCCCUCCACCCUCCAAGCUGCCGGACACCAAGGCUGCAGAGAGCCAUAGGCCAAGGCAGGAGGCCUGGACCAACUGUGCCCAGAGCAGCAGGAGCCCUAUCCCCAGGACAACCCCUGGACCCCUUCCCAGCAAGUGUGUGGCGAUCGACUGUGAGAUGGUGGGCACAGGACCCCAGGGGCGGGUGAGCGAGCUGGCUCGCUGCUCUGUGGUGAGUUACCAUGGCGAUGUCCUCUAUGACAAGUACGUGCGGCCCGAGAGACCCAUUGUGGACUACCGCACGCGCUGGAGCGGUAUCACUCAGCAGCACAUGCGCAAGGCCAUUCCCUUCCAGGUGGCUCAGAAGGAGAUUGUGAAGCUGCUUAAGGGGAAAGUGGUGGUGGGUCACGCGCUGCACAACGACUUCCGGGCCCUCCAGUACGUGCAUCCUCGGAGCCAGACCCGGGACACCACCUGUGUCCCCAGCCUCCUCCAGCCCAGCCUGCCUGCUCGGGCCCGCGUCUCCCUCAAGGACUUAGCCCUGCAGCUGCUGCAUAGGAGAAUCCAGGUUGGCCGGCAGGGGCACUCGUCGGUGGAGGACGCCAUAGCAGCCAUGGAGCUGUACCGCCUGGUGGAACCACAGUGGGAGCAGCAGCUGGCCACGGGCCUCCAGACCCACCGUGAGGACUCGGAGCCUGAUAGCAGCACGGACAUGGAGCAGUACAUGGAGGACCAGUACUGGCCUGCGGACUUGGCCCCAGGCCCCAGAGGACAAGCUGCAGAAGCUCAGGGGCAGGGGCAGUGAGAGGAGGAGCCAGGGGCACAGGCUGUCUCCCGGAUGUGCUCUCACUGUGUCUCCAAGGGCUCGCUCACUCAACAACGCACUUUACAGACUGGACAGUAGGGCAGUCCUGGUUCUCCCUCCAUGCCAAGGUCACCACCAUGUGCACCCAGCCCUGGGCCA
Molecule: messenger RNA, 1157 nt
Organism: Ochotona princeps (American pika)
Lineage: Eukaryota; Metazoa; Chordata; Mammalia; Lagomorpha; Ochotonidae
Gene: AEN
Product: apoptosis enhancing nuclease
Exons: 3
Coding region: 72-998 (308 amino acids)
Cellular component (GO): nucleus
Molecular function (GO): nucleic acid binding; exonuclease activity
Source: RefSeq, a predicted model, not a curated record